Molecule: messenger RNA, 3308 nt
Organism: Notolabrus celidotus (New Zealand spotty)
Lineage: Eukaryota; Metazoa; Chordata; Actinopteri; Labriformes; Labridae
Gene: vox
Product: ventral homeobox
Exons: 3
Coding region: 2389-3141 (250 amino acids)
Biological process (GO): cell differentiation; regulation of transcription by RNA polymerase II
Cellular component (GO): nucleus
Molecular function (GO): RNA polymerase II cis-regulatory region sequence-specific DNA binding; DNA-binding transcription factor activity, RNA polymerase II-specific
Source: RefSeq, a predicted model, not a curated record
GAGGUGAGGAAAUUGGCGCAGUGUGAAGGCGAUGUCCCGCGCGCUCUGUAUUGUUAUCUAACGUGAUCAGGGAGCAUCUUCAAAGCUCCACAGAUAAAGAGCCACAACAGGCUGAAGAGACUCCUGCCUCCACUGCGACAGAUCACCGAUAAACGAGACAAGCAGGCUCAGCCUCUUAUCUGCUCUGUCAUAGAACUAAACGAUCAGUUUAGAGGCAUUGUUCCUGAGCCGUUGCACAAGGAGAUCAAGCAGGUCGCGAGGAGAAAUUUGUGUCUACUUGUGUGGCACCUGUAAGACCUGACGUGAUGCUGUCAGUCAGAUCACUACACGAGAGGACUGAGUACAUGUGCGCCAUCAGGGACUGUGGGCCCUUUGAAAAUAUCACAUCGUGAUUUUCUAGAAACAUUCUAACUUUUCACACCCAAACCACGGCCGUGCCCCUGACUGGACCAUUCACAGGAGAUGUUUCUAUUUUUCUCAGUGAGACUGUGGUGAUUUCACCAACAAUCGCUGGUUAAUUGGAGAUCUAUGGGCUGAUAUUGGAGCCUUUGGUAUGUGAAGCAGCCCAUUGAAGGAUUAGUUGAUGUUUCAGUGGGCGGCCUGUUUGGCUUCCUCACAGCUUGUUUUGGUAUAUUAACAUGUGAACGGGUGACAAUCGGCCGUAAUUGUGUUGCUACUGUAAAACCUUUGAUGUGUGGUGUUUGAAGCGCUUGCGCCAAACGCUGGCGCCAGGGCUCACCGGGGGAUCUAAGUCAACACCAAACCCACCAGGUCUGCUCUGUUUCUGCGUUUCAAUGGAAGUUUCAAAGUUUAAGGGUAUGGGAGAGUAUACAGGCGAGAUGGAAAAACAUGAGACUGGAUGCGAAAAUACAAUUUAUAAAAUAUAUAAAAGCCUAUAUAAAAAAGUAGAAAUUCUAUAUUAAAUAGAAAGCUAGUUUAAGUCAGAAUGAUGCAUGACCUUGUUUACCCAACCAAAUAGCUAAACAUAAAACAUGUCAGAGCUAAAAGUGAGGACUCUAGAUGCAUUCCCUGAAGUAGACUGUUAAAUUAAUGACGAAAUAAAGAAAUACCUGGUGCAAAACAAUGGUCUUUGAAUCUCAGACAAAGUAUGAAUAUAAGAAUAAAACAUUUAUUUUAAUCAGUCUGAUUAAGGUCAGAAAUUCUCCAAAUAAGAGUGAGUCUGUCUCUGAAGACAGAACCACAGACAGAACAGUCAAAAAGUUACGACUAAAUCAAAUGACAGGGAAGAAUGUGUGUUAAAAGCAUGAGAUUUGAAGUCAGAAAUGCUGAGUUUCUCUCACGCUGUAUCACAGACAGUGAAGUCAUAUUCUUGAUGAAUGUAAAUAAAGUUGCUGCGGUUCAGUUUUCUCACAUGUUUUGUUCUCCCCUUCAGAGGGAGGAGGUUACAUGUCUGUUACAGACUUCUUGUCUACUCCUCCCUGGUUGAAAGUCAAGCAAAGCCCUAUAUCCAAGACCAGAAGUUACAUAAGUUAUCUGUGAUAAGAAAUGACAUUUGAGACAGACUUAAUCAAAGAGGUCAGGUCUAAUGAUGUCUAUACCCACUUAUAUAACACGUAAAUAAAUGUAACUUUAUUAUUAUUUUACUAAAGAAUGGAGACCAAGAAAGAAAGAAAACGACAUUCAGAUCAUUGUCUUCUGAAAAAGUCUUAACUUCAGCAUUUUGCUUCUGUGACUUAUUUGGUAAGGAAACUGUUGCAUCAACAUAAAGCUGAAGACUUAGGCUACACAAUAGUGGGGUGGCUAUGCAAAAGUGAAGUGAAAUAUACUGCUGAAAGUUUGAAAAUGGAAAGUGCAAGGGUUAGGUUUCACAUCAUUAUUUUCAAGUGGUAUCUUCAUACUAUGUGAUCCGUUUUGCAGACCUUCAUCAAGCCACAUAUUUUAUAUUAACCCUCCCUGUGGUCCUCAGAGGUUUUGAACCCAUACUGGAUUAAUGCCACAGAUUUCAGGUUAGACAUGGACUGAAUAAAUCAUAUUGUUUUUUAAAUAGCAAACUUAUCUGUGACAGCCCUUACAACGUUGUCACCUUCCCCUCUGGGCUACUGUAUGCAGCAGGAUGAAAGUCUGCAGGAGCUGCAGCUGUGUCUGCAGCCACAGUUUCUGUCGAGGCGGACAAAUGUAUGAGCUCAGGACAGUUCUCACAGACUCAGUGGCGCCAGGUUUUCACACAUUCACAGGAUAUGUAAAGACUUCAAUAACGAGCCAUUAACCCCUAAUCAUUGGGAUCGAUCAGGCGUUUACAAGGGCCUUUACAUAUGCAAAUUACACCCUGGGCCGGGGCCUUAUAAAGCUCGACCCUGCUCUGAGUCAAACACACACACUCCCUCUGACCCUCGUUGGAUUUACGGAUCACUGAGCAGCACUGCCAACAUGGUCAAGUACUUUUCUGUGGAGUGGCUGGCCCAGAGCCAACACAACACCACACCCAUUGAGGAGCACGAAUCUAGCAUGGAACCGACGCCGACCUGCAAACCUCACAUCCCCUGUGUGGUCCAGCCUCGCCCGCCGACGCUCGGAAAGAGUCACCUCCAACCAAAACCUAAAGGCACAAGGACGGCUGUAGUCCAGCGGAGCGACGGGCAGCAGGACCCCAACCUGUUGAGCUCACCUACACACACUUCAAGCUGCGCCUCUCCAAUUUCUGAAGCGAGCGGUUACUCAUCUGGGUACGAGAGCGAGCCAGCAUCCUCUGAGUGUCUCUCUGUUGACGAGCGCACAGAGGUGGAUAGCUACGGACCACAGCGCCGCGUGCGCUCAAAGUUCAGCCCCGAGCAAAUCAGCAAACUGGAGAAAAUCUUCGCCAAGCACAAGUACCUGGAGACAAGUGAAAGGAUGAAAACGGCGCAUAAGCUGAACCUCACAGAGACUCAGGUGAGAACCUGGUUCCAGAACAGGAGGAUGAAGCUGAAACGGGAGGCCCCAGACUACCUUGCCCUACAGUUUCACCGUGUGUAUCAGCCUCUGGCCCCGGCUCCUUACCACGGCAUGGUCGGAAAGCGACCUCACUACCCCGCAACCGGCCCGGCCUUCUACCCGCUCCCUGUCCCACAGUUGGUCGUCCAGCCUCAGAUGCCCCCUCCACACCAACCUCAUCACGUUUUCCACAGCCAGCAUUUCUACUGAACGAGUGAAAAAACAAACUAAAAGACUGUUCCCCGUAAAACACUUAAAAUACUUAGAGUGCAAUCUUGAAAAUACUUGAAGUGUGAUUUUUAUUUGUAUGUGAUGUAAAAAUUGUAAAUAUGUGAUCGAGAGUAUAUUUAUCACUGAAUAAAAUCUAUCAUAACGAA